This is a messenger RNA of Podarcis muralis (Common wall lizard), 5315 nucleotides long. RefSeq names its product aminoadipate-semialdehyde dehydrogenase (gene AASDH). Gene Ontology annotation, biological process: amino acid activation for nonribosomal peptide biosynthetic process. The record is from RefSeq and is a predicted model, not a curated record. Gene Ontology annotation, molecular function: protein binding. Lineage: Eukaryota; Metazoa; Chordata; Lepidosauria; Squamata; Lacertidae.
CAGUUGCCAUAGGAACGAAAGAGCAAAUCGAGGGCCGGCCAAUCCGUGUUACAGGCCGCAUAAUAAACGGUUCCCCGACGGCUUAGCGUUCACUCUGCGGCUGCCAUCUUGUAUUAAGCUGGUGGUAGUGAAGGCGGCUCUAUCGUUUUCUGAAUGCUGCCGUUUCGCCGUGAGUAAUAGGGAGAGGGAGCCUCCUGUAGGUCGAAGUUGUGCAGCUCCCCUCUCUCCCUUCUUGGCAAGAGAGUGGAUGUGCUUUAUAAUCAUACAAUUGCGGAGUUGGAAAGGGACCAACUCUCUGCAACGCGGGACUCGAACCCAUAACCCUUAGGACUGCAGUUUCUUAGGAAGACACUACAGUGCAGUAUUGUAAAACCUGUGAGAUGGCAAUGCCCACUGCUGCUGUGUACACACACCCCUUUGAAGAAUUUACCAGGAGGAAAUGCAUCGUUGGCCUGAAAAACUUUCCCUACCACUGACAUAAUAGGACUGGACCAGCUGCCUCCAAACAAGUAUCCAGGUGAAAGCAUUUUGCAGCAGGUAUGCAGUAUAAAUAUUGGCAAUGACUCUUCACGAGAUUGUUCAGACUGCAGCCAGUUUAUAUCCUGAGAGAACAGCAGUAUGCUUUGAUGAAUGCAUUAAUAAGGUUCCAGUUAUCUACACUUACAAAACAGUUAUUAACCUAGCCACAAAACUUACCGAUUUCCUGAAGAAACAUUGUAAUUUCACCGAACGAUUUGAAAUAGGCCUCUACUGCUACCCAGGAAUAAAUCUGCCUUCUUGGAUUAUAGGAAUUCUCCAAGUGCCAGCUGCCUAUUCCCCUAUUGAUCCAGAUGCCCCUCCAAACUUGUCGGCAUAUUUUAUGAAAAAGUGUAACUUCCAAUAUGUCCUUGUGGAGAAAGACAGAGUUGAUAAAUUCACAGAAGCACAUGGGCAUCUGUUCUGCCAUAAUUCCUUUGAAAUACCAAAAGUUGGUUUGAUUCUUUUCCAGAGGAAAGGCAGUAAUAUUGAACAUUUAAACAAUAACAAUGCAAGUUAUGUAGUGCCAAGUGGCUUAGAGGCACGAGCCUUGGACCAGCUUGAGACAAAACCAUUCAAAGACCUGCUGGAUGUCAGACAGCAGCACUCCAUAGCAUAUAUUUUACAUACAUCUGGAACAACAGGGAUCCCUAAAAUUGUCAGGGUACCUCAUAAAUGUAUACUGCCAAAUAUUCUUCAUCUUCGAGAUGUAUUUAAGGUUACACCAGAUGAUACAGUGUUUAUGGCCUCUCCCCUGACAUUUGAUCCAUCUGUAAUUGAGCUGUUCAUUGCUCUGGCAAGUGGGGCUUCCCUGCUUAUAGUUCCUAACCUGAUUAAAAUGAUGCCACAGGAGUUGUCUGAGGCUCUUUUUCAGCACCACAGAGUGUCUGUAUUACAGGCUACACCCACACUUCUGCGCAGAUUUGGAGUUCAGCGCAUCAAAUCAACAGUGUUGUCUGCUGAUACGUCCUUGCGAAUCUUAGCUCUCGGUGGAGAAGCGUUUCCUGGACUGAACGUGCUAAGAAGCUGGAGAGGAAAGGGAAACAAAACACACGUGUUUAAUAUCUAUGGUAUUACAGAAGUUUCCUGCUGGGCCACAUGCUACAAGGUUCCCGAGGAGGUUUUUAGUUCUGAUCACCGAUUUGAUUCCCUUGUACCACUGGGAACCCCACUGUCUGGAACAACAGUUGAAGUCAAGGAUGCUAAUGGUUCUGCCGUUCUAGAAGGUGAAGGUCAAGUGUUCAUAGGAGGUGAGGAACGUGUCUGCUUUCUUGAUGAUGAAGUAACACUACCUAAGGGCACAAUGAGAGCAACUGGAGACUUUGUAAGAGUUAAGGAUACCGAAAUGUUAUUCUUGGGGCGGAAGGACAAUCAAAUUAAACGUCAUGGCAAGCGCCUCAGUAUUGAAUAUGUACAGCAGAUUGCGGAAGGCUACUGUCCAGUGGAAACAUGUGCUGCGAUAUGGUAUCAACAGGAAAAAUUACUUCUGUUCGUUGUGCCCAAAGGCAAUUUUAAAAAAAGAGACAUUUUAAAGAAACUCCAGGAAUGUCUUCCUAGCCAUGCAGUCCCAGAUGAGGUUUUGCUGAUUGACACUUUACCAUUCACAUCACAUGGCAAAAUGGAUGUGUCUGAGCUGAGCAGGAUUUACAGCAGCCAUUUGAACUCUAGAAGGAGUGAUAGUAAGCUGAAUGAGAAUGAAUUGUGGGAGAGAUUGCAGCAUUUAUGGAAGGCUGUUCUGAAUUUCCCAGAUGAAUCCGCAAGCAUUUUAAGAGAGUCACGGUUUUUGCACAGUGGCGGGGAUUCCUUAAAAUCAUUACAGUUCCUUGAUGAAAUUGAACAUAUGGUAGGCAAGCCUGUCCCUGGCCUCCUGGAAAUUAUUCUCAGUAGAUCCAUCGAAGAGGUCUACAGACAUAUCUUAAAAACAGUUUUCCCAAGCGAAAACCUGAAAUUAAGCUGUAACCAUGCUGUAAAAAGAAAGCUGAGUGAGAGCAGCAGAGAGGAGCCCAGUAAAAAGUAUGUGCAGCUAAAACCUGAAAGAUCCCCAGUAGCUGAAUCAAAUAUUGUUGGAUUUACUGCAGUGACCCGAGGAAACCGGUUGUUGUCUAUGGGUGACCCCUUGAAGAACCACAGUAAUACAGAGCAAGCAGGAGAGAGAGAAGUUUUGCCAAGUGUGCGGGAUAAAACAAUUGUCAGCAGUGCAAAUAUGGCAGAAGAUGAUUCUAUACUAAACACUCCUGUACAUGAGAAUCUUGGGCAAACGGCUGAAAAGUUAAUGUUGCAUCUCAGAUGGAAGUCAGACCUGGGCAAAUGUGUGGAUGCAUCUCCACUAGUUGUCACCGAAAAAUUAUCUGCCUUUGUGUAUAUUGGAUCGCAUUCUCACGUGAUUCAAGCAAUUGACCAAUAUUCAGGAAAAGUCAAGUGGGAGAGAAACCUUGCAGAUCGCAUUGAGUCGUCUGCCUGCGUAUCUAGGUGCGGAAACUUCCUUGUUUUUGGAUGUUAUAAUGGGUUGGUAUAUGUCCUCAGAAGGAGUGAUGGGGAAACACACUGGACAUUUGCGACUGAGGAUGCUGUGAAAAGUUCUCCAGCUGUGGAUCCUUCCACAGGAAUAGUCUUCAUUGGAUCUCAUGACCGUCAUGUAUACGCUUUAGAUAUUUAUAGGAAAGAGUGUGUCUGGAAAUUACACUGUGAAGCUGGAGCUGUAUUCUCCUCUCCUCACCUAAAUCUGUUACCACAUCACCUGUAUAUUGCUACACUUGGAGGGCUGCUGCUAGCUGUAAAUCCAAUUACGGGGAACGCAAUCUGGAAGAGCUUUUGCGGAAAACCUAUCUUCUCAUCACCACAUUGCAACAAGGACUUUGUAUGUGUAGGAUGUGUGGAUGGAAAUUUAUAUUGCUUUAGCCACUUUGGAGAAAAGAUAUGGAAGUUUUCCAGCAAUGGACCAAUUUUUUCAUCGCCAUGUAUUUCAGAUUUUUCCAGCGAUAUAUUUUUUGGAUCCCAUGACAACUUUACUUACUGCUGUAGUACGGAAGGUAAUUUAUUGUGGAAAUUUGAAACAACAUCAACUGUAUAUGCAAUUCCAUUUGUUUUCCGUCAUCAUGCCUUACAAGGUGAAACACUUCUGGCAGUGGCAUCCACAGAUGGCAGAAUAUGGAUCUUGAAUGCCAAGACUGGCUUGGUAGAAGGUGAAGAGAAGCUUCCAGGGGAAGUGUUCUCAUCUCCUGUUGUAUGGGGAACAACGAUCAUUGUGGGCUGUAGAAAUAACUAUAUUUAUUGCUUUGAUUUAUGUGGUUCUAAAACCAAAUAAGGUGCCUAAAAUUUCCCUUUUUGGGUAUUUUUAAUUUUGCUUGUACAAAAUAGGGCUGGGUGGUGUUAGGUUUUCAACAUCACAAUGUACCGCCAGCCAAGCACUGUAAUCUGACGCGAUGUUGAAACAAGCUCCGUUGGCCCCAGCCUGUGAGGUAUGGGAUAAAACUACUGCAGCUCUCACCACAGGAGCUGAGGAGCUUUCACCCCAGUGCCUCACGGGCAGGGACAAUGCAGCUUUUUUGCACUGUUCAGCAAGCCCAAUGUCUGUGCCCUUGAACAGAGAAGUUUAAGGGAGGCACCCCACCUCUGGCUUAGGUGAGGUGGGAGCUCUGUUACACUUGAGGAAGCCCGGCGAGCUACCUCUUUCUCCCAGGAGGUUGAGGCAACCCGCUCACACACACCCUCAAGUGUAAUGGAGCCACAACCCCACCAUUGGCUUGCUACACUUCCCUGCUGAGGGGUAGGCAGCCACGCACCCCACAAGUUCAAAGGAGCCAUCUGCCUGUGCAGGGAGCUGAGGGAGGAACAAAUGUAGCUUGCUCCUCUGUCAGCAGGAUGAGGGCCAGAGCGCAAUAGCUGCUUCACCCUAGUGGUGAAUCGUCUGCUGCAGCUCGUUUCUCCCUUGCCCGCUGGUAGCAGAGGGACUCAGCAGCAGCAGUUUCACCCACAAUAUACUGCCAGGUGAAGCGGCCAUCGUGGUCUGGCCCCGGGCGAUGUACCAAUACAUUGCCCAGGCCUAGUGCAAAAUCAUCUGUUAAUUUAAACCCCAGCUUCCUGACAUAACAGAGUUCUCUUGACAUCAAGUUACUUGGGUACUUUCAAUAAAAUAUAUUCUAAUAGCCAUGGUCAUCACUGGCUAAUAUAUUAAAAUGUACUGACCAUGGCUGUGUUAGAUGCCAUACUAUAUUUUACCAGGGCACUUUAGAAUGUGGAAUAAUUUUGAUCCCCCCAAAAGGCAGCAUAUGAUAUUUAAGAAAAAGUCAUUUGAAAUUAUGGAUUUGCUAUUACAAAGCAUUUCGAAAACAUGGCUUGAGCUUUUUAUUUGAGAGCAGCAUCAACCCCCAACAGUGAUAGAAAAGUACUGAAUAUUGCAGGAAUGGAUGAGCUGAUAGGGUUCACUGUUUAACUUUUUAUCAUAUAUUGCAAUACUGAUAUAUGUGCGGGGAUAAGUGUCCCACCAGCACAAGAAUUGCUGCUUGCACAACAGGACUUCUUGCCUCUUCUUCCUCUGCACAGACACCUGCACCCUCUGUAAAUCUGCUUGAGGGUUGAGGGAAGCACCAGAGGAGAUUUAGGGGGAAGAGAGGGCCCUGUUGCCAAGCAGGAAUCCUUGUGCUGGCAGGACACUUAGUGCUGCUUUGGCUCAUUUCUGUAAUGUGCAAAUGACAAAACAGAAGUUUACAUUUGUUCCAGAAAACAGGUACUGUAUUUUUCGCUCUAUAGGGCGCACCCGACCAUAGGACGCACCUUGUUUUAGAGGGGGGAGAACAAGA